GGUCGGUGGUCGAGCGUGAAGUGUUUUGUGAUUUAAGUGUUGUUUAUUAGUUUUUAAAGUAAUUUCGCUAGAUUAUAGUUUAUUUAACGAGCUUGGAAAAUGCCUCCAAAAAAGCAAAAAGGGACACGCAAAAGACCGCACAGUGCCCAAAAGCUGUCAUAUCCCACAAAUUCGGAAUCGGCGAGUGCAGAGCCCAGUACUUUGGGUCCAUCAAGUUUGCCAGCUAGCUCGGAGCCAGCGACAUCAAUACGCUUGAUGGAUGAAUCUAAGCUUGUGCGGGCGGGGAAAACCCAAUUUAAGAAACAAGUCGCCAAGUUGUCCCUGGAGCAGCGGACCCACUUGGCAAACAUGAAGGACCUGAAGGAAGUGGGGAAAUUCAUGCUACCUGACGCUCCGAAGUCAAAAAAGGGAAAAGGAAAGGGGAAGGGCAAGAGUAAAGCAGACGCAAAGCGAUGGGUGCCCUGCCCACUCUUACCUGGCGUGCCGCUUACCCCACCUCCGAAAAUUCCACAACCAUGGGAAAAACGUGUUCACGAAACGGCCGAGGAUGGCGAAUUCAUUGAGGGCUCGCCUCCCCAUAAUCCAUCCAUGCCAUCCAUGGAUCAUGGGUUAGGCAUCCCGGAAAUCCCAAUGGAGAAGGGCACACUUCAACCUUGUACUCCUCCAGAAAGUACUUCCUCACUAGGAACGCCGCCUCAAGCGAAGAAAAGGAAAUUACUAUUCACGCCGUCCACAGGGAUAAUUCCGGCAUUGGAGGCGCCUGUUAACCCUGUGGCGGUUCAGAUAGAGUUUUUGGAAUUUGCACCUGAGUCUACCACUUCAGCAAUGCCAGGAUCUGGAAGAAGUGCCGCAUCAUACGAGAUCGGAGUCGACGGUGAUGUCGAUGAGGAGAUUGACGACAACGUUGAAAGUGACAUUGACGAAGACGCCGACCUCAUCGACCUUUCAGUGCGGGAGCGGAACGUUUUUGAAUUCCCCACGGAGUUCGAUGGUUCCGAGGAUCCUGGCCUUGUGGAAGCGGUGCACGAACUGGACGCUGAAAAUGAUGUUCGUCUUCGGGCUCUGACUGAGUCCGAAGACUUCCUUAACUUUGAUUGGCGGGGCAAUGCUGAUAACUUCAAAGGAGUUAGGGAAGAGUUCAUCGGGCCCUCUGGCCCGACAUUUGAUAUCUCUGGGCUAACUCCUUUGGAGAUAUUUGAGAAAAUUUGGGAUACCGAUAUCAUAGCUCACAUUGUCCGCGAAACCAACAAAUAUGGGCGCCAAUUGCAGCUUAAUAAUGCCUCAAAACUCGGCUCCAGAUUAAGUCGGUGGAAAGACACCACAGAGGACGAAAUCUGGACGUUUUUUGGUAUUAUUAUGCUGCAAUCUCUCGUUGUAAACAAUGUUGAGCGGGAAUACUGGUAUCCCAAAUUGGAAGAGCUCCGAGUUGGGAAUUUCGGGGAGCUCAUGGGCUACAACCGCUUCCUACUUUUAAAAAGAUGUCUACACUUCGUAGACAACACCUCCUUGCCCGCACAUACCAACAAACUCCACAAAAUCAUGCCGGUAAUUGAGCAUCUCAAUAAAAAAUUCAGUUCUUUAUACCUGCCUGAGCAAAAUGUGGCAAUUGACGAGUCGCUCCUUUUAUGGAAAGGGCGACUCUCGUUCGCACAGUUGAUUGCCACAAAACGGGCUAGGGUCGGUAUAAAGAGCUAUGAAUUGUGCGAGUCAAGAACCGGCUAUUUGUGGAACAUGGAGGUGUAUACGGGCAAGGGGCACGUCCACGCGCCGCAAGACGCACCACAAGAAGCGGAUGUAACUCAUGAGGAUGAGCGGGGGAGUGCCACGUCUCAAAUUGUAUUUACUCUGAUGAGACCCUUGUUCAAUAGAGGCCAUACUCUGGUUAUGGAUAGUUUUUAUAACGCGCCUCUUUUGUCAAGGCUUUUAAAGGCUAAAUACAAAACCGAUACGAUGGGCACUCUUCGGCUGAACAGGGACUUUGUCCCCAAGUCCCUAAAAGGGAAGAAUAAAAAUAUUAUGAAGGCGGGAGAGGUUUGUUUCAGCACAACCAAAGAUUUGAGUGUGGUUGUGUGGUUGGAUAAGAACGUGGUGGCGAUGCUCUCUACGUAUCACGACAUCAAGGUCGGCGGAAAAGAAAAGUACGGCUACUUCAGGUACAAGCCUGAAGUAGUCUUAGACUAUAACCUCUCCAUGGGCGGCAUAGAUCACAAAGAUCAAAUGCUUCACGCCUACCCCGUGGAGAGGGUGCGCAACAUGGUCUGGUACAAAAAACUUUUCCGCCGACUUUUGAACGUAUCGAUGCACAAUGCGUAUGUAAUCUAUACACACAACCACACUCAAAUCGGAAAUAGGGAUUUCCGAUUGCAGUUGGCACAUCAAAUACUGCAGAAGCACAAACCAACAGCCGUGCCUAGACCACCAGCGCGACCACCAGCGCGACCAGCCACACCGCCAGAAAUGCAUUUGCCAUUAAAAAAUGUGCGAGCGCAGCGAUGCAAGUUGUGCCACGCUGCCAAAGUGCGCCGAACGACGGUGUGGAGGUGUGGCACCUGUGACGUCAACUUGUGCAUUGAGGGAUGCUACAGUGCUUACCACACGAGCAAUAGGCACAUUAAGUGA
Messenger RNA from Maniola jurtina (meadow brown), 2619 nucleotides. Its product is annotated as piggyBac transposable element-derived protein 4-like. The record is from RefSeq and is a predicted model, not a curated record. The transcript is spliced from 10 exons. The coding region runs from base 100 to 2619 and encodes 839 amino acids. Lineage: Eukaryota; Metazoa; Arthropoda; Insecta; Lepidoptera; Nymphalidae.